CUGGCACUGCCUCGAGCCACUCACUUGUCCGACUCCGAGUUGGACCAUGGAAAACAAGGCCGGGUCUUCAGAAAUCAUUGAUGAAGAGCUCCUUUUCUGCGCGGGAGUCGUCCAUUUAUGUUAUGCAUGCACUCCACCCGAAGAGACACUGAGCUGGGGCCCGGUGACAGCCCCUCUUCGAGUCGCGGACUUCGUACAAGAAGAUAGGACUUUGGUCAAUUCUCUGAACCGUUCCCUUCUCGUGGGGAGUGUUAGGCUGGAUGGGCUCUGUCACCAAAAACACUUCACCUUGAGAGUCAAGCUGGUGCCAAUCGACUUGCCCAAUCAGAGCAACAGAAGGCGCAGCCUUCGUUUACCAAUUGAGAGGCGCAACCAAGGCCGGGACAUAGAGCUUAUAUUGUCUCGGACUGCCAGGUCACAACCUGAUUGGGAUGGGCUUGCCAUUUCCGCCCCUAGUUUUUUGCAUGAAGAUGAAGAUGGCGACCAUAGGACACUCUCAGAAAUUUUCUCUAGUUUGCCUUCCCCCAUUGUUGAUGAUGCUUUUCUGAGUGAGGCAUCCCGCCGACUUAUCCAAUCCAUAUCACACCACACAAUCCCUGGAUUUAGGUCACGAACGAGGCUGUACCCUUACCAGAGACGCACCCUAGCACGUCUGUUGCACCAGGAAAUGGAUUCUAAACCUCAUAUCGACCCAACCUUGAUCAAGCUAUCGUCCUCACCAUCCAAGUCGGGUCCCCAAGAAAGAUCUUCCCAACUGUUUUAUCUUGACCCGGUGGAUUUCAUCCUCAGGAAAACCCCUGAUCUGUACGUUUGCUCAAAGGGUGGUAUACUUGCUGAGGAACUUGGGAUGGGGAAGACAGUCAUCGUGCUUGCUCUGAUCCUCAGUACUAGAGAUGAUUUCCCAGAACUGCCGCGAGACACCAUCCACUUAUGUGAACCCCUGUGGACGCCGGCUUUGCACAAAUACUCAGCCCCCCUCCAUUCUCCGACGCCAAAAACGAACAUCCCCAGUCUUACUGACAUGGUUCUGCAUAAGAUCAGAACGUCGGAUUUGAGGUGCCUCCCCUGGGACGAGCUCCUGCCAGAGCAUCUUUAUCGUGUUCUUCUGAAAAAUGUGCCGUUUACUUGGGAAACCAACGAGAAAGACUUGCAACUCUCUGGCUUCGCUCAGUCCUCGCGGAUUGAAGGACAGCGGAAGGCUUCAGUCGAUCCGCAUCGUACAGAAAACCAGAGUAAUUCACUUCAAUGCACCACUCGCGGGAGGAUUUUCAUAUCAAAGGCUACACUAGUCGUUGUCCCCGUUAUGCUACUGAAGCAGUGGGAGGGUGAAAUAAUGAAGCACACUGAGGAUGGCGCGCUCAGUGUCCUCACAAUUAGGAACAGGGGGGAUGUUCCGACGGUGGAAGAUCUCUCAAGUUACUACGAUGUUGUGCUAAUCAAUGACCAUGUUUUUCCCGUCGUAAUGAAGGAAACUUCACGUUGUGAUUGUCCAGCCUCCCACCCUUGCCCAUCGCCGUUCCUCCACAUUCGUUGGAAAAGGCUGGUCAUCGAUGAAGGAAAUAUCUGUGCACAUCAUUCGCAGCUUGUGGAACAAUUGGCUAGUUUGAAUACCGAGCGAAGAUGGAUCGUUACAGGAACACCGACUGCUAAUUUAGUCGGAGGAAACGUUGGAAUGAAGCACGAUGUUGCCGAGAUCACUGAGACUCGUCCUGAAUCCUUAUCCCCUCGCACAGCACAUCGCAUCUGGUCACAGAUGGACCGGGCAGACAUCAACAAACUUGGUGUUAUGACUGGGUCGUUUUUAUGCACCCCACCCUUUCACCGGACAAUGGAAGGUUCAAGCGGACUGGCCACGUUCCGCGAAAGGGUCAUCGAGCCGCUUUUUACUAGCAGGGGUUCAAAAUGGGGUUCUCGUAAGGUGUUGGAACAAGUUAUGAGCCUGGUGAUAGUAAGACACAGAGCAGAGGAUUUAGAUCACGAGUUGGAUUUGCCUCCAUACACACACUCUACAAUUCUUCUUGAUUUGGAUUAUUACGCCGCUAAAACCUAUAACAUGAUGCAAACUGCCAUUGCCGUGAAUGCAGUGGACAGUGAGAGAACUGGACCGGAUUACUUGUUUAGCCCUUCGGGUAUCGGUUACUUAAGGGGGCUGACGGAGAAUAUCACUCAAUCCCUCUUUUGGCAUUUCGACGAGGAUCUUUUUGAUGUGGACAAAGCAAUUCAGCGUACACUGAAGGCAAUAGAGACGGCCAAACAGCGAUCACUUAGUGCUGAUGAUCAAGCAUUGUUAUUGGACGCACUCAAAUACCAACAGGAAGCGGCACAGGACCAGUUCUGGCGUAAAAUGAUGGCCCGCGAUGACAUCCCAUUCAGAGUCUACUCGCUACCCAUCAGUGCCACUAAAGUCCUGAGCAAACCGUACUAUGGUGGAGGGCAUAACCCCUCUAUGAAUAAUAGCGACACAGGAGAACACUCUGAGAUAGCAGCCCGUCCCUAUCCAUCUAGUUCCGCCAUGUCGGCGGAUAUAUUAUGCCCCUCAAGCCUUACUAUUAUCAGGAAGACUGUUCAGCAAUAUGGUCCUCUCAUACCUUUAUCGCGCAUCAUUACCGCGCAGUUGCAUGAUUUGGGACAACGGCGCGUUGCCUCUCAAAAGCCGGGCUCUACCGCGAUCUCACCAAACAAGAAGUCCGCAGAAAAACCUCAGGGAGUACCUCUUGUUGGAUUGGCAAUGGGUUCUGCAACACCUGCCUCUCGCAAGCGGACAGACCGCAAGAUACAUUCCACUGUCAACACAUCCAAGCCUAUCGAAGUGAUUAACAUGGAACUUAAUACUUCCUUGCACAACGAAAUGCAAUUAGAACCCAACGACCCCGAGCUUAUGACCGAGGUCUCUUUUGGUUCAACUGUGAUCGGCCCUUCAGGCUCUACGAAGCUUGACUACAUUUUGUCUGAGGUUGUCAUGCACUCACCUACCGAAAAAAUUCUAAUAUUUUCCGCAAUGCCCAUGACACUCGCCCACAUUUCGGAAGCCCUCAAGAUGAUUGGCACCGAUUUCCUUGAAUUCAAGUUCGGAAAGACACGCUAUGAAAGGGAGCAGAUUGUGACUACUUUUAAAACCUCUGACAGUGCUCGUGUCCUACUAAUGGAACUGAAGGACGGUGCCCGGGGCCUGAACAUCACUGAGGCCUCACGCAUCAUCUUCUGCGAGCCAGUGUGGACACUAGAUGUGCAAACUCAGGCCAUCAAGCGUGCACACCGUAUCGGUCAAACGAAGCCUAUCACGGUGAAGACGCUCGCUAUCCGUUCGACAGUCGAAGAGGAGAUCAUGAAACGGCGGCAGCCCGGGAAUAAUUCAAAAGACGUCUGUGCUGACGAAGGAAUGCGCGGCUUUAUCAAGAAUCCGAAAUUCAUUGGUUAUCGAACCAUUCACCAUGCACUAGAGUCCGGUUUCCCCCUGCUCGAUGCUGUGUCUAGAACUAUUCCACGUGCUCUGCCAGCGAAAGGGGGUCUAAAACGUAAAAUCGAAGGAGAGGAUAAAUUAGGAAUGAAACCCAAGAAACGAGCCACUCUGCGCUUCGCUGAUGAGUAAGU
Cantharellus anzutake is the source of this 3591-nucleotide messenger RNA. RefSeq names its product P-loop containing nucleoside triphosphate hydrolase protein. The transcript is spliced from 14 exons. Gene Ontology annotation, molecular function: ATP-dependent chromatin remodeler activity; ATP binding. NCBI's taxonomy places the organism in Eukaryota, Fungi, Basidiomycota, Agaricomycetes, Cantharellales, Hydnaceae. Bases 47 to 3589 code for a protein of 1180 amino acids. The record is from RefSeq and is a predicted model, not a curated record.